AUGUCUUUAAAAUUGCAGAGUGAAGACAGUGUUGACCUAAGGCAGACCUAUACUCCACUUUCUUCAUCAACAGAAUAUUCAAGUUCUGUAGAUUCUUCACUUUUUUAUGCACCAUGGUCUACUUAUGGAGACGAUAUUAAACAGCCUUCUAAUUCUCAGAUCAAUGUAAAGAACAGGAUUCAAACGGAAAGAAAUGACUAUGGCAGUGAAACAGACUUAUACGGACUUGUGUCCAAUAUUUUGGAAGAACAAGAUAAGUCACAGCCGUAUUUUGCUGAGGGGACCUGCUCCUCCAAUUUAAAGUCAGUUUGGCCAAUGAACACAAGCAGAUUUGCAGAUCACCAUGACCUCUUAACAGAAACCAAAAGGCCAAUAGAUACAGCCAUCUCUCAGCAAGCUUUUUAUAGUGGUGAAUCUGUGUCAACAGUGGAAAAGCAAUACCUGCAUAAUAGUAAUCUAAUACCACAACAAAAAGUAGAUGAACUUUAUCAUGGAUUUACUGGUUUAGACCUUGAAGAACAAUGGAUGUACCCCUCACGAAGUGAUCAUUCUAACUGUUACAAUAUCCAGACAAAUGAUACAGCUAAGACAACAUUCCAAGAUUAUCCAUUUAUCAAAAACUGUUUUACAUCACAAACUGGUCUGUCUGACAUCAUGAAAGAAUCAGGAGUUGAUACUUACUCUUAUGGAAGAGAGAAAAUAUGUGCUAAAGGUCUUGAAGUACCAUUACAGCAAAAAAGGGCAGAAAUGUUUCUUUCUCAAUUUAAUAGAUACAGUGAAAAUGCAGAUUAUUGUAGAUACCCAGAAUAUGUUCAUCCUAAUAAGGCUAAGCUUAAUAAGUGUUCGAAUUUUAGUGUCCAAGAUAGUAAAAAAUUAGCUAAUGGUACACCUGAAACACCAACUCUAGAAGCAGACACCUAUACCAAGUUAUUUCAGGUUAAACCAGCAAAUCAGAAAAAAAUGGAGGAGACAAUACCUGACCAGCAGAAUUUCACAUUUCCAAAAACCACACCACAUCUGACAGAAAAACAGUUUGCAAAGGAAGCAGGAUUCACUGCUGAUUUUGGCAUAAAAUCAGAAUAUGGACUAAAACCUCACACAGCUUGUCCAGCUAAUAAUGAUUUUGCUAAUGUCACAGAAAAACAACAGUUUACUAAACCUGACCCCCCAAAUUCAGAGUAUUUUAAACCCAUGAAUUUAUUAUCAAACUCAGCAACAUUUUCAGGAGGUAUCAACUUAAGUAGACCAACGUGGAUGAAUGUUCAAACAAAAAGUAACACUCCUAUUCCUUAUCGGAAUCAAGGUAACUUGAUGAAAUUAAAUAGUCACUUAAGUGUAGCUUCAAAAGGUUCUAACCAUCCUUCAGAUUUCCCCCAACUGUUAUCCACAAAUUUAACCCCAAAUAGCAGUUUAUUUCAGAAGUAUUGCCAAGAAAACCCUUCAGCAUUUUCUAGUUUUGAUUUCAGUUACAAUGGUGCAGAAAGAAUUCAAUCUGUCAAUCACAUGGAAGGACUGACAAAGACUGGAGAAGAAAAUCUCUUUGAAUCAGUUACUGAUAAAAAAAUAAAGCAACCAAAUGGAUUUUGUGAUAACUAUUCAGCUCAGCAGUAUGGGAUCAUUGAAAAUGUAAACAAACAUAAUUUUCAAGCUAAGCCUCAGAGUGGACAUUAUGAUCCUGAAGAAGGUCCAAAGCAUUUAGAUGGCUUAUCUCAAAAUACAUAUCAAGAUCUGUUGGAGUCACAGGGUCAUUUUAAUAGCCACAGACAGGGAAGUGGAGACAACAAUAUUAAUAGCCGUGUGAAUCGCACACAGGCAUCAUGCUUUUCUAAUAAUUAUAUGAUGGGAGAUUUAAGGCAUAAUCAAAGUUUUCAACCACUUGGCUCAAAUGGGUUUCCCCUAAGAUCCACUCACCCAUUUGGCCAUUCAGUUGUUCCACUGUUGGAUUCUUACGAUUUGUUUUCUUAUGAUGACUUAAGCCAUUUAUACCCUUAUUUUAAUGAUAUGAUGUAUGGUGAUAAUUCCUUUUCUGGUUUCGUGCCAACUUUUGGAUUUCAAAGACCAAUUAAAACCCGUAGUGGACCAGCCAGUGAACUUCAUAUUCGACUAGAAGAAUGCUAUGAACAAUGGAGAGCAUUAGAAAAGGAGAGAAAAAAGGUAACACAGAGCUAUCCAUUUAGAACUUAGGAUGUUCCCUCUGCAUAUCUUUUUUAUUUUGUUAGUGUAGUUUGAGUACUCACCUUAUUUCUAAGCUUAAUUCUUCUAUAAUGUACAGUUUUUAAGUCCAUGACUGUAAGGAAUUAGAUAACUUAAAAAAUUUGAAACUUAAAAAAAUUGCUAUUUAUGUAAAGUUUAUUUUGCACUCUUAAUGGGUUAAAAGUUUAAUUCUUUGGGGGUGCCUGGCUGGCUCAUUUGGAAGAGCAUGUGACUCUUGAUCUCAGGGUUGUGAGUUGGAGCCCCACGUUGGGUGUAGAGACUACCUAAAAACAAAAUUUUCUUUUAAAGUUCUUUUAAUUGGGAUCCCUGGGUGGCACAGCGGUUUAGCGCCUGCCUUUGGCCCAGGGCGGGAUCCUGGAGACCCGGGAUCGAAUCCCACGUCAGGCUCCCGGUGCAUGGAGCCUGCUUCUCCCUCUGCCUG
Molecule: messenger RNA, 2635 nt
Organism: Nyctereutes procyonoides (raccoon dog)
Lineage: Eukaryota; Metazoa; Chordata; Mammalia; Carnivora; Canidae
Product: meiosis-specific coiled-coil domain-containing protein MEIOC
Exons: 3
Coding region: 1-2184 (727 amino acids)
Biological process (GO): female meiosis I; mRNA stabilization; male meiosis I
Cellular component (GO): nucleus; cytoplasm
Source: RefSeq, a predicted model, not a curated record